This is a messenger RNA of Microstroma glucosiphilum, 653 nucleotides long. RefSeq lists its product as hypothetical. The transcript has a single exon. Lineage: Eukaryota; Fungi; Basidiomycota; Exobasidiomycetes; Microstromatales; Microstromataceae. The coding region runs from base 142 to 477 and encodes 111 amino acids. The record is from RefSeq and is a predicted model, not a curated record.
ACGGUCCAGCACCAGACGUGCUACAAGGACAAAACGAUUCCUGCAUAGGAAGACAGGAGGCUGGUCUACAGUCUCCUGAAAAGAUGUGACCAGGUGUUACAUUUCAGACGGACAAAGUACGAGGAGAAGGAGGUUCGUACAAUGGUGGAGGGCCUAUGGUGUCUUUUCCUUGGCUCAUAUCAGCACAAGGGAGUCUGGAUGAUCUUGAGACGAAGGUUCGGGCUCCCUGAUGUGGGAGAGCAAGGUCGCGGAGGGAACUGUAAGUCACCGAUACAGGUAGAGGUGUGUUGGCCUAAAAGUCGGUGUAUAGCUCACCUUUACCUUCCGUCAUAUGACUACUCUUGCAGCUACACACUGCUUGGACAAGCGGCGCAGGUGGGCAGCAUGGCUUUCAGGACAAUCAGUGGUAGACCCGCAAGGGCUACUUGGCAUACUGCCAACGCGUGGCAGCAAUGCACCGCCUGGCCGGCAGGCUAGAUCCGGUAGAUCUGUGCUUGCGGCUCCUUAAGCUGGCUCGUUCCCGAAUAAGAGCAGACACAAGUCAACUCCUCGCCAAGGCAGAGUUGGGUUUCAAACCUCCUCCAUCCAGAAGGUAGAUGCUUUGUCUUCGGAAAUGCGCUUGACGAGGACUUUGUCAAAGGACUCCGCAAUCA